CUGUCCCCUCACACCUGGUUCGUAGUACCCUGCUAGCUAGGUGCUAAGGCAGGCGUACCAAAACUCCACUGGCUUUCAACCGUUUCCGCAAGUCCGAGCCUAUACAGCGCAAAAUGGACCAACAACCCAGAGACGCCUUCACAAGAUGGGCAAAGCAGUUGCAGAAACAGGGCGGAGGCCGGCGUGGCUUCCCCAAUCCUGGGAGGGGAACGAUGUUGGGAGCUGGAGGGAUGGUUGCCCUCGUUGUUGGAGGGAUCGCACUGAGCCAGAGCUUGUUCAAUGUUGAUGGUGGUCAUCGUGCUAUCAAGUAUUCUCGGUUAUAUGGUAUCAAGGAUCAAAUAUAUCCUGAAGGCACACAUUUCCUCAUGCCUUGGUUUGAGCGGGUGCACAUCUUCGACGUCCGUGCAAAGCCACGGAACAUCUCCUCCCUCACGGGUACAAAAGAUCUCCAGAUGGUCAACAUCACCUGUCGUGUGCUCUCUAGGCCAAAUGUGACCAGCCUUCCCCAAAUUUGGCGUGAGCUCGGGCCAGACUACGACGAGCGCGUGUUACCGAGUAUCGUAAACGAGGUGUUGAAGAGCGUGCUCGCGCAGUUCACAGCCAGCCAGAUCAUCACGAGUCGUGAACAUGUGUCCAGGCUCGUACGCGACAACCUUACGAACCGUGCGGCCAAGUUCAACCUUGUCCUGGAUGACGUGUCCAUCACACACGUCGCCUUCUCCCCCGAGUUCACCCAUGCGGUAGAAGCGAAGCAAAUUGCGCAACAGACCGCGCUCAGGGCGGCGUUCUUGGUCGACCAAGCUAUCCAGGAGAAGGAGGGUAUCAUCGUCAAGGCGUCUGGAGAGGCACGCGCAGCGGAACUGAUUGGCGAAGCGGUACGGACGAACAAGGGUUUCCUAGAGCUGAGGAGACUUGAGGCGGCCAGGGAUAUUGCGACUAUCUUAGCUACCAGCGGCAAUAAGGUCAUGUUGGACUCCCAGGGGCUGCUGUUGAAUGUGACCGCUGACGCAAAAGAUCUGCUGAACACGGCGGCGAAGAAGUAAAAGUAGCUUUAGGGCGGGCGGAUUGUACCUUCAUAGGCAGGGAUUCAUGAGGCUGCACAUCACUAUUCAG
Dacryopinax primogenitus is the source of this 1113-nucleotide messenger RNA. RefSeq lists its product as uncharacterized. The coding region runs from base 114 to 1043 and encodes 309 amino acids. Gene Ontology annotation, biological process: mitochondrion organization. The transcript is spliced from 6 exons. Gene Ontology annotation, cellular component: mitochondrion; membrane. The record is from RefSeq and is a predicted model, not a curated record. NCBI's taxonomy places the organism in Eukaryota, Fungi, Basidiomycota, Dacrymycetes, Dacrymycetales, Dacrymycetaceae.